Messenger RNA from Triplophysa rosa, 3027 nucleotides. It is a transcript of the gene foxn4, whose product is annotated as forkhead box N4. The coding region runs from base 98 to 1600 and encodes 500 amino acids. Gene Ontology annotation, biological process: regulation of transcription by RNA polymerase II. NCBI's taxonomy places the organism in Eukaryota, Metazoa, Chordata, Actinopteri, Cypriniformes, Nemacheilidae. The record is from RefSeq and is a predicted model, not a curated record. The transcript has 10 exons. Gene Ontology annotation, molecular function: DNA-binding transcription factor activity, RNA polymerase II-specific; transcription cis-regulatory region binding.
CGGGAGAACAAGUGCCCGAACCAACAGUAGACAUUUUUCCUCCGCCUCAUAACCCAAGAUUGCCCGCACCCUAGAGCAACUUCAACACAAACAGAAGAUGAUAGAAAGUGGAAUUACAACCAGGAUGUCAGGAAUCCAUGAAAACCCUGGACAAAGUCACCACACCUCUGCACAAGAAUACAGACUCCUGACUACUGACCCCUCACAGCUUAAAAACGAGCUUCCUGGUGAUCUUCAGUCCCUGUCCUGGCUCACGUCUGUGGACGUCCCCCGGCUGCAGCAGAUCGGGAGCAGACGACCUGAAUUCAGCAGCUCUGCUCAGAACAGCCUGCUGGACCAGCAGACAGCUCAGUUGAAUAGCAUGACAGCAGCAGGUGGAGCAGGAUCUGCGAUUCAUCUACAAAGUGAGAUGCAGCACAGUCCUCUAGCCAUCAACAGCAUGCCCCAGUUUUCACCCGGGUUUCCGUGUGCUGCCUCAGUGUACCAGACCACCCCUCAUCAACAAGUGCACACUUUCACUCAGGCGAACCAACAGUGUUCUCCCGGUGGACUUUACGGCAACUUCAACAGCCAGAGUUUGUACCCUCAAGCGCGGAUGAACGCUCACAACCAAGACCUGCAACCCAAGACUUUUCCCAAACCCAUUUACUCCUACAGCUGUCUGAUCGCCAUGGCUUUGAAGAACAGCAAAACAGGCAGUCUUCCUGUUAGUGAGAUCUACAGCUUCAUGAAAGAGCACUUUCCUUAUUUCAAGACGGCACCUGAUGGAUGGAAGAACUCGGUACGUCACAACCUGUCCUUGAAUAAGUGCUUUGAGAAGGUGGAGAACAAGAUGAGUGGUUCCUCCAGAAAGGGUUGCCUCUGGGCACUCAACCCUGCAAAGAUUGACAAAAUGGAAGAAGAGAUGCAGAAAUGGAAACGCAAAGAUCUCCCAGCCAUCCGCCGCAGCAUGGCCAACCCAGAUGAACUAGACAAACUCAUUACAGACAGACCAGAGAGCUGCAGACAAAAGUCUGCUGAUACUUGCAUGACUCGCUUGCCCAGCUGCCCUCCGGGCCCAACUCUUCCAGUACCAGCUCAUCUACAGCCCCAGCCCAUGGUCACACUGUCUCUGCAGUGCCUACCCAUGCAACAUCACCUUCAGCUUCAGCUCCAAAGUCAGUCCCGCCUUGCUCCCGCCUCCCCAGCCCCUGCUCAAACCCCCCCUCUCCUUACAGUCCCUGACCUGAUGAACAGCUCCCUGCCCCAGCAUCAUACUAAGCAGCUCAGCGACUUCUACACCAUUCACACAGAUGCUAAUUCAGAGGUGGACGCCCUGGACCCCAGUAUUAUGGACUUUUCCUGGCAAGGAAACCUGUGGGAGGAUAUGAAGGAUGAUAGCUUUAACCUGGAGGCAUUAGGUACAAUCAGUAACUCGCCCCUACGCCUGUCUGACUGUGACCUGGAAACUGGCCAUUCUACACCCGUGUCCAAUGCAGGAGGACUGUCCUAUCCAGACCUGCAGGUGGCAGGCCUCUAUUCCGCAUACUCAGCUAUGGAUGCCCUCUCAAACCAGUACAUGAACACACAAGGGGCAACAAAGCCUAUUGUUUUGCUUUAAUCUCACCCACAACAAAUUAAUUAAAGCCAAGAUUUACUCCGAACCUGUAAAGUUUUGGCUGUAGCUUGUGUGGUGUGUCAAAGACUCCAAAAAAUUAACUGCAAGGCAAACGUCUUUCAAGGCAGCCAAAACAGACCAUUUUGCCAGAAGAUUCUUGCCAUGAAAUUUCUGCAGAGAAAUGAAAUUGCAAACUGAAACAUAUCAAUGAGCGACUGUGUUCGGAGGCAAACUGUGCAGCUAACAGCAUUGUUUAUACACAUGAAUUACUCUCAUUUAAAGACCAAAUGAGGAAUUAUGUUUUUGUACAAUUUAUAUGAUUUACAAAGUUAAAGAAAAAUACAGCCCAGUUCAGAUUGCUGUACUGGCAUCUUGGCCAAACAUCAUCAUUAGUAAUAAAAGUGUUACUCCACCUUUUGAAUCUAAUGCAAAUAGUGAGUCACUAAAUAAAAAAAUAAGGGAAACCAUGAAUUUUGGUUUGUUACCAUCUGUACCAUAAAAGAAACUUGUUCUCUUCUGAUUUUGUCCUUUUAACUGUUAGCUUUGUAAUUGUAGCCGUGUGUCUUUUGGUGUACUGUGAUAGACACCAUAUCUGCUCUUUGGUUUUUGUGUUUAUUUAUAUUUAUGAAAAGAGCUGAAAUGGUGACAUGAAUCAUUGUUUAUUGUACAUAUCUGAAUAUUUGAAAUGACUGCAAGCAAUAAAAUCUCACAACACUGAAAAAGAAAUAUGUUUCAUUCAGCUCAAAUAAAAUGACCUCAUCAUCACUUUAGGUCUGCUAUGUGAUAGUAUACUUCAACUACACCAUUCCUUUCUUAAAGAGUACAUAACUAGGGAUUUUUAAGGUCCUACUGUGGUUUAUGGAGUGUCCAACAACAAGUUUAUGUACAUAGAAGGUGUAAAAACAAUUAUUUCUUAAUGAUAGGCAGUUAUUCUUACCUUACUUCUUGACUGACUCUCAAAUGAUUCGUUCCGCGAUUCACCUUUCUAAUCCCCUCCUUCCCGCUAGUCUAGUCUGAUGUGAUUGGUCGGAUGGUCUAGUAUGCUGUGAUUGGUCUACCGCGAAUGAGGCUCACGAGCUACAGUGUUUGGGGGAGAAGAGUGAAGUUUCCGCGGGCAGUCGAAGCAAAACGUAGGCGGGGACUAUAUGUAGUGACGUAAAUCCGCAGCGGUUCGCGAAUCGGACUCGGGAUGACUCGUUUGCGUGAUUCAGAGUCGACUCCCUUUUUUCCAAGCCAAUAACUUUGUUAUUCAUUCACCUUCAGAUUUACAACUUGGCAGACUGCUUACUUUCAAACACGGCAACAUUACACACUGCAUGAAAUGUAAUAUUCACGAUCUCAUGUUAUGUACUCUUUAAAUUAAGUGCCACCCUGCAAACACAAUGUGGUUGGUAACAUUUUAGUUAAAAGAACAGUUCACUCAAAAAUAA